AAAAUAUACAAAGACAUAUAUUCAUACAUAGAAGCUCGCGAUGUUCAAUUUUUUAAAAUAAAAAUCAGACGUCGCUCGUCUAUAAGUUGUCUUUGGCAAAUAACAAGAUGAUAUAUGGUCGAAAUUCACGUGGGAUAGUCGAAUGAACGUUGAGAUAUGUCAGAAAAAAGGAAGGAUCUUGACGUGGCGACGUCCUGCCAAGUAGAACGUCUGCAGAAAGAGGCGCUAGAAUGCCUCGAAAAAUUCCCGAACAAGGUUAUGGACCUCAAUAAUAUUAUCGAGAUUUAUGCGCCAUCUUCUGUCAAAAAUGGAAAUUUUAAUGAUGCUGUCAAUAAAUUUCCUGGCUCUGUUUCUUCUGGCAAUGAAGUUGAAGAUGAGCUUGAUACACUGGAUGAAAUUCCCAUAAAACCAGAAAAAUCAGAAUUGGACUUGCGGUCGCUAACGAGUUAUUACACAUUAACUACCUACAAGGACCGAGGGGUAACUCUUAAUGGAGUAGGAGGGGGAGGAGUUUGCAAACGUCGUUACUACCGAGUUGGUGGGCAUCAUCGGCAUCUGCGUGAUCUUAAUCGUCGCCGGCCAGCAGCACUGGGUCAGCUGAUAGGAUUUAUCGCAAGCAAAUUAGCAGUCUGUACUAAGAAUAUUAUAAUUACGCCCUCUUCUUACGUCCUCCACCGCAUUAUCUCCGCGGUCUUUCGCAGGCGGGAAUUAAAAAACGUUCAGUGUGGACCUUGCGCCGACUGGAGCAGUUCACUUUCUGCUUGCAUAACCAAUUUUAAGGAUGAUACAACCACUGUGGGGAGAUUUAUCAGUGUCAUACGGCCUGCCGCUGUUCAACUAAUCACAGACACUACUAUCUUGAAAAGAUGGCUCCAAUCGAUUGCGGCCAAGAAUAUUACACUGAAGGAACUCAACAAUGCGACUCGUAAUACUGAGACAAUUGAUUGCUGGGCGUAUGAACUGUUUUUUCAUUUGAAACACUUGCAGAUUAAUCGCGCAAAAGAAAAAGUCCUAGAUCCUGCAAUAACGGACGACGUAACCCAUUUAAACUUAUGGCACCGCUUGGUCCAACUACGAGACAACUACAUAAUCCUCUACGAAAAUCUGUACCUGGACCCAAAAAUCCAAGAGAUCCAGCAAAAAAUUUAACAAUCAAUCUUAACAAAGCUUUAAUUUUUUUAUUUUAUUUUGAUAUAAUCUUGAUAUUUUUUACACUCUACACCCCAAUGGCUGAGAGCAAUAAAUAAUUGUUAGCAAGAACAAUAAAAU
Cotesia glomerata is the source of this 1269-nucleotide messenger RNA. RefSeq lists its product as uncharacterized. The coding region runs from base 157 to 1149 and encodes 330 amino acids. The transcript is spliced from 6 exons. The record is from RefSeq and is a predicted model, not a curated record. NCBI's taxonomy places the organism in Eukaryota, Metazoa, Arthropoda, Insecta, Hymenoptera, Braconidae.